AAGAAACGUGAAGAAGAAGGUUAACCGGAAGCGUAAACGAGGCUGGCUGGUGUUGUCAAAGAUGACUGGUCACAAUCACUCGUUUUUCUGCUUGUGCGAUUUAAUCAGGCUGCUUUGCUCGCUGGUGUGGCCGUGCUUCUGCCUGUGCCUCGCGCUGACCGGGCUGCUCUUCACGCUGGUCGCGGGGGUGCGCGCGUGGCUCCGAGCGAAAAGGAACGCACGACGAGCUCGAGACGGGCGUCCCGCGGUGGCGUUCUUCCACCCCUACUGCCAUGCGGGCGGCGGAGGGGAGCGGGUGCUCUGGUGCGCUGUGAGGGCCCUGCAGAACAGGUACCAGGACGUGGACUUCGUGGUCUACACGGGUGACCAGGAUGCAACGGCCGAGCAGAUCCUGGACGGGGCGCGGCUGCGCUUCGGCGUGCGCCUCCCGCGGCCCGUGCACUUCGUGUUCCUGAAACGGCGCCUCCUGGUGGAGGCCAGCCUGUACCCAUACUUCACCCUGCUCGGCCAGAGCGUCGGCUCCAUGUUCUUGGCCUGGGAGGCUCUGUCCGCCUUUCCCCCGGAGCUGUGCGUCGACUCCAUGGGCUACGCCUUCACGCUUCCCGUUUUCCGCUACCUGGGCGGGUGCCGGGUGGGCAGCUACGUACAUUACCCCACGAUCAGCACCGACAUGCUGUCUGUGGUGCGGGAGAGGAGCCCCAGGUUCAACAACGCCGACUACGUUAGCCGCAACCCGGUGCUGAGCGCCGUCAAGGUGGUGUAUUACUGCGCCUUCGCCCUGCUCUACGGCCUCGCCGGCUCCUGCAGCGACGUGGUCAUGGUCAACUCCACCUGGACGCUGGGCCACGUCCUCGCUCUGUGGCGAGCCCCCAACCGCACCAGCGUGGUCUACCCACCAUGCCACGUCCAGGCCUUCCUGGAUGUACCUCUGGACGAGGAAGAGGAGGGCGAGGAAGGAGGUGGGAGGUGCCACUCCGUGGUGUCGGUGGCCCAGUUUCGGCCGGAGAAGGACCACCGACUGCAGAUCAGGGCCUUCCGGAAGCUCCUGGACAGGAAGGGGGCGGAGCCUGGCAGCAGGGAGUCUGUAAAGCUGGUGCUGAUUGGCGGAUGCCGGAACCAGGAGGACGAGGACAGGGUGCUGAUGCUGAGGGGGCUGUGCCAGGAGCUGGGCAUGGCCGACAGGGUGGAGUUCAAGUUGAACAUUCCGUUUGAGGAGCUGAAGAAGGAACUGGCAGAAGCUACCAUCGGCCUGCACACCAUGUGGAACGAACAUUUUGGAAUCGGCGUGGUGGAGUGCAUGGCUGCCGGGACUGUCAUCCUGGCCCACAAGUCUGGCGGGCCCAAGAUGGACAUCGUCGUACCGUUCGAGGGCGGACCUACAGGCUUCCUGGCCUACGACGAGGACGGCUACGCUGAUGCCAUGGAGCGCAUUCUCGCUAUGCCUCCCGCCUCCCGCCUGGAGAUGCGUCGCCGGGCGCGCCAGUCCGUCGCCCGCUUUUCCGACUCGGAGUUCGAGGCCUCCUUUCUGGCAGCUACAGAGCCUCUGAUGGGCACUCUGGAGUCCUGAAUUCCAGGAGAGCAGACAUCUCCCAGACCGAUUCGGCGCUCAUGAGCACGGACUCGGUGUAGUGGCGCGUCAUCAUGCAGGGAAGGAUGGAGAGUGCCAGCUGGCCACAUGCUGUCACCACGCCAUUACUGCAGAACAUUCCAGUCUGGAAGAGAUUGGGAGAAUCCUUGUAGAUUUUCUUUUUCUGGGAAAAUGUCUGUUAUGGGUCCUUGGGGAACUGUGAUGCAUCUUGGGAAACGUAUUUAAAAAUUUGGCAGUGUAAUACCAAAAAACUAGACAUCACUUAGGGAGCUAAAUGGUUAAAUUUAUUGUAGCUUUGCACUCAACCUAAAGUAACUGCUUGAUUUCAGGGCCCCCCGCCCAAGUAAGAUCCUUCUCGUAACUCACAAAUCCGGUUUUGUAGAACGAGCCAUUCUUCUAGGCUCUGUAGGAGUUGUUUAUCCUGAUCCAAGACCAGCUGACCCUACCCAAUCUCUUAACUGCUGUAAGAAAACAUCAGCACUGGUCUCAGAUCAGACUGAAUUCUGCCAAUGCCUGUGGCAUUGUGUUGACGCUGCUGGGGGUGGCUGACUGGAGUCCAGUGUGCACCCUGCAAACACUAAGGAAAGUCGGGUCAGGUCUGAAACCCAGUGCUGGUUGCUUGUGCUGCUUCUGUCCUCUUGGUUUUCACUCACAGCUUUUCCUUGUUCACAUUUGUUUAGAUUCAUUUCUUUGUUGUUGUUGUUGUUGUUGUUUUUUCUAUGUCUGCAUCAGACGCUGUACAACAGUCUCUGUGUCUUGGGUUUUCUGCAUACUUAUUUACCAGUGAAUGCAGACAGAAACAUGUUUUGGGACACGGUGAUGUUUAUUGUGGAAGGAAAGCUCUCAAUCAGAUGUGCGUUACCUUUUAUUCAAAGGUUUUAUCAGAAUGUUUACAUUAAAUUAUACGAUUAAAAAGGA
Messenger RNA from Electrophorus electricus (electric eel), 2506 nucleotides. It is a transcript of the gene alg11, whose product is annotated as ALG11 alpha-1,2-mannosyltransferase. NCBI's taxonomy places the organism in Eukaryota, Metazoa, Chordata, Actinopteri, Gymnotiformes, Gymnotidae. The record is from RefSeq and is a predicted model, not a curated record. Gene Ontology annotation, cellular component: endoplasmic reticulum membrane. Gene Ontology annotation, biological process: dolichol-linked oligosaccharide biosynthetic process; protein N-linked glycosylation. Gene Ontology annotation, molecular function: GDP-Man:Man(3)GlcNAc(2)-PP-Dol alpha-1,2-mannosyltransferase activity.